AACCAUUUGAUGAAAAAGAUAACGCCGCGUAACUGAAUAGAAAUGAUACUACUUCACUCCAGUGGCUAUUGCCGCGUUUCCACGCCAAGAGCAUUCAAAUUCCAAACACCACUUUCUCCUUCACUCCUUUUCUCUGCAACCAACUCCAAAUCUCGUUCCGCCAUUGCAAGAGCUAGUUCUGGUUUCGCCGAUAACUCCGACUCCGGUGACGGCGGAGAGCCAAGGGCGAAUUACGCCGGCGUGCAGUUGGAGGAGAUCGUCGAUAACAGAAUCGGAUCUGGAAAACCUAGACUCGAUAGUUGGAUCUCUACUCGCAUCAAUGGAAUCAGUAGAGCUCGCGUGCAAUCAAGUAUCAAAUCUGGACUCGUUCAUGUCAAUGGCCGCGUUGUUAAUAAGGUUUCUUUCAAUGUCAAAUCUGGUGAUGAGAUCAAGUGUACAAUUGCUGAGUUGCAGAGUUUGAGGGCUGUGCCAGAAGAUAUACCUUUGGAUAUAGUUUAUGAAGAUGAGCAUUUGCUAGUCAUAAAUAAACCGGCACACAUGGUUGUGCAUCCAGCACCUGGCAAUACAUCUGGGACGCUUGUAAAUGGCAUUCUUCACCAUUGCAACCUUCCAAAUGCUGAAUUUUCUAACGAGGACGCUCUUGCAUAUACAGAAGAUUCUGAUGAUGAAUUGAAUAGCUUCUUCCAGGCAAGUUCUUGUGAAGGGUCUGCGGCAUCAAUUCGCCCUGGAAUCGUACACAGAUUGGACAAAGGCACAAGUGGAUUACUUGUUGUUGCGAAGGAUGAACAUUCUCAUAAGAAAUUGUCUGAACAAUUCAAGCUACGUACUAUCAAGAGGGUCUAUGUUAGUCUUACUAUUGGGGUACCUACUCCAGUUGCUGGGCGAAUUGAGGUUGCAGUUGGCCGUGAUCCUAAUAAUCGGAUUCGUAUGACCGCUGUAACUGGACCAGCUAGUUCCAUGAAGGCCCGUCAUGCUGCUAGUAGGUACAAAGUAAUUGAGACACUUGCUGGAGGAAGUUGUGCAUUGGUUGAGUGGAAGUUGGAAACUGGGCGCACUCAUCAGAUCCGUGCGCAUGCCAAGUACUUGAAUGUUCCUCUACUGGGUGAUGAGGUAUAUGGUGGGACCAAAAGCAUGAUCAUGUCACUGCUACGGCUCCGAACACCUCCAAGUUUGCAUAGCGGAAUUAUGAAAAUGGUUUCUGCCUUGGAUAGGCCUUGCCUUCACGCAUUGACUCUCGGGUUUCAGCAUCCCCAUUCAGGGGAGCAGGUGCACUUCUCAUGCCAACCCCCUGUAGACUUUGAUGAGAUUUUGGACCAGCUUCGUAAAAUUGGCAGUGAGAAGGUUUCUUACUCAAAGCGUUCAAAAUUCUAAUGAGGGUGCGUGUAAGCCAUUGGUCCCAUUCAUAUUCAUACAUACCAGAUCUUUGCAGGCCAGUCUCAAGAAGGAAGCGACUGAGCUAUCAUCUAGUUGACGGCUUUUAUUCCUUUUACCAAGCAAGCAACCUGACAUAGCAAUUCUUAAGGGAAAAUUCAGGGUCUGAGUAUUUCAAGCAAUCUUGAUUUGAGGAAUAUCCCUCAGCUCCUUACAUUUACUUUACCUCGCCCCGCCCCUUAAGAAAAGGGUACAUGUACACAUGUUAAGCAAAUGUACAUCAAAAGAAUUUAAUCAGUUUUAACUUAAAUUUAAUUUUUCUUCAA
Lotus japonicus is the source of this 1697-nucleotide messenger RNA. RefSeq names its product RNA pseudouridine synthase 2, chloroplastic. The transcript is spliced from 8 exons. The coding region runs from base 43 to 1371 and encodes 442 amino acids. Gene Ontology annotation, biological process: pseudouridine synthesis. The record is from RefSeq and is a predicted model, not a curated record. Lineage: Eukaryota; Viridiplantae; Streptophyta; Magnoliopsida; Fabales; Fabaceae. Gene Ontology annotation, molecular function: pseudouridine synthase activity; RNA binding.